AUGGGCAAGAUCGAGAGCAACGAGAGGGUGAUCCUCAAUGUCGGGGGCACCCGGCACGAAACCUACCGCAGCACCCUCAAGACCCUGCCCGGGACGCGCCUGGCCCUGCUCGCCGCCUCCGAGCCCCAGGGCGACCCGCUGCCGCCGCAGCCCCCUGCGCGCUCGCCGCCGCCGCGGCCGCCCCCGCGGUCCCCCGGGCCGGGCGGCUGCCUGGAGGGCGGCGCGCGCAACUGCAGCGCCCGCGGCGGCGACCACCCCGCCGGGGGCGGCCGCGAGUUCUUCUUCGACCGGCACCCGGGCGUCUUCGCCUACGUGCUCAACUACUACCGCACCGGCAAGCUGCACUGCCCGGCCGACGUGUGCGGGCCGCUCUUCGAGGAGGAGCUGGCCUUCUGGGGCAUCGACGAGACCGACGUGGAGCCCUGCUGCUGGAUGACCUACCGGCAGCACCGCGACGCCGAGGAGGCGCUCGACAUCUUCGAGGCCCCCGACCUCCUCGGCGGCGACCCCGGCGACGACGAGGACCUGGCGGCCAAGAGGCUGGGCAUCGAGGACGCCGCGGGCCUGGGGGGCCCAGACGGCAAGUCCGGCCGCUGGAGGAGGCUGCAGCCCCGCAUGUGGGCUCUCUUCGAGGACCCCUACUCGUCCAGAGCCGCCCGGUUUAUUGCUUUUGCUUCUUUAUUCUUCAUCCUGGUUUCAAUCACAACCUUUUGCCUGGAGACACACGAAGCUUUCAAUAUUGUCAAAAACAAGACAGAAUCAGUCACCAAUGGCACCAGUGUGGUUCCACAGUAUGAAAUUGAAACAGAUCCUGCCUUGACGUAUGUAGAAGGAGUAUGUGUGGUAUGGUUUACUUUUGAAUUUUUAGUCCGUAUUGUUUUCUCCCCCAAUAAACUUGAAUUCGUCAAAAACCUCUUGAAUAUCAUUGACUUUGUGGCCAUCCUACCCUUCUACUUAGAGGUGGGCCUCAGCGGGCUCUCAUCUAAAGCUGCUAAAGAUGUACUUGGCUUCCUCAGAGUGGUCAGAUUUGUGAGGAUCUUGAGGAUCUUCAAGCUCACCCGCCAUUUUGUAGGUUUGAGGGUGCUUGGACACACUCUUCGAGCGAGUACAAAUGAAUUUUUGCUGCUCAUAAUCUUCCUGGCUCUAGGAGUUUUGAUAUUUGCUACUAUGAUCUACUAUGCGGAGAGAGUGGGUGCCCAGCCCAACGACCCUUCAGCUAGUGAGCACACGCAGUUCAAAAACAUCCCCAUUGGGUUCUGGUGGGCUGUAGUGACCAUGACUACCUUGGGCUAUGGAGAUAUGUACCCCCAAACGUGGUCGGGGAUGCUGGUGGGAGCCCUGUGUGCUCUGGCUGGAGUACUGACAAUAGCCAUGCCAGUGCCUGUCAUUGUCAACAACUUCGGAAUGUACUACUCCUUGGCAAUGGCGAAGCAGAAGCUUCCAAGAAAAAGAAAGAAGCACAUCCCUCCUGCUCCUCAGGCAAGCUCGCCUACUUUUUGCAAGACAGAAUUAAACAUGGCCUGCAACAGCAAACAGGGUGACACGUGUCUGGGCAAAGACAAUCGGCUUCUGGAACAUAACAGAUCAGUGUUAUCAGGUGACGACAGUGCAGGAAGUGAGCCGCCAUUAUCACCCCCAGAAAGGCUCCCCAUCAGGCGCUCUAGUACCAGAGACAGACACAGAAGAGGGGAAACAUGUUUCCUGCUGACGGCAGGUGAUUACACGUGCACUUCUGAUGGAGGGAUCAGGAAAGAUAACUGCAAAGAGAUUGUCAUUACUGGUUACACGCAAGCCGAGGCCAGAUCUCUUACUUAA
Messenger RNA from Budorcas taxicolor (takin), 1815 nucleotides. RefSeq names its product potassium voltage-gated channel subfamily C member 2 (gene KCNC2). Gene Ontology annotation, biological process: potassium ion transmembrane transport; protein homooligomerization. The record is from RefSeq and is a predicted model, not a curated record. Gene Ontology annotation, cellular component: dendrite membrane; voltage-gated potassium channel complex; neuronal cell body membrane. The transcript has 4 exons. Lineage: Eukaryota; Metazoa; Chordata; Mammalia; Artiodactyla; Bovidae. Gene Ontology annotation, molecular function: protein binding; delayed rectifier potassium channel activity. The coding region runs from base 1 to 1815 and encodes 604 amino acids.